AUGGUCUCGGUUAUACGAAUUGACUCAUCAGGAUGGAAACAAUUGCCUCUGAAAGGGGAGUUUUCGUUUUCUAGGACACAGGGCUUUCUGAAUGGUCUAAUACAGACGCAUAACUCGUCAGACUCGGAUUGUAAGCAACAACAUUAUUCCCUGGUUCAAGGGUUGUGUUUGUAUGCUCAGCUAGUUAUCCAGUUGGACGAGCCCCAGGAAGCCGCUUUCUAUCGCGCUGAUCUGAGAAACCUCUUACAAUCAGGAACGCUAUCUGAUUGCCAGAUAGUCUGCCAGGGAAAAGAGUUUCCUGUUCAUCGAGCCAUUUUGGCUGCUCAGUCGCCUGUAUUUGCCGCCAUGUUCCAGAACAGUAUGAAGGAGACAUCUUCCGGGAUAUGCAAGAUUGACGGCAUCCCUGUGGAUCUGAUGCAGAUUGUCAUUCAGUUCGCUUACACUCGUGCGCCGUUCCAAGCCGACGGUAAACUGGUGGAAUUGUGGAAUGUCGCCGACAAGUACGACAUGCAGGAUUUGUGUGCGGAAUGUGUCCGGAUGAUGAUGGACUCCAUCAGGGCGGAAAAUGCACUGGCAUACUUCGAUUUUGCGCGAGAGCACAAUUUUCUUCCGUUGCAGAAAGCCGCUGCCAAAGUGUUUUGGCAGCAGUCGUAA
This is a messenger RNA of Paramacrobiotus metropolitanus, 654 nucleotides long. Its product is annotated as speckle-type POZ protein B-like. The record is from RefSeq and is a predicted model, not a curated record. Lineage: Eukaryota; Metazoa; Tardigrada; Eutardigrada; Parachela; Macrobiotidae. Gene Ontology annotation, molecular function: ubiquitin protein ligase binding. Bases 1 to 654 code for a protein of 217 amino acids. Gene Ontology annotation, cellular component: cytoplasm; nucleus. Gene Ontology annotation, biological process: proteasome-mediated ubiquitin-dependent protein catabolic process; regulation of proteolysis. The transcript has a single exon.